AUGCGGGUUCAUUCGCUUUGUCGAGGGGUCCUUCUGGUCUUCUUUGUGUACUUGUUAUUCGCAGCGAGCUUCUGCCAUGGAGAUGAAAAGACCAUAGAAGUUGUGGGGGUGGGAGAAUGUGCUGACUGCAAGGAGAAUAACGUUAAAACGAGUCAGGCUGUUUCCGGGCUAAGGGUAACCAUUGAUUGCAAGCUUCAAAAUGGAGAAAUAAAAAGAGUGGGAGUUGGAGAGCUUGAUAAAGAAGGAAAAUUCAAGGUUUCACUUCCUGAGGAGAUCGUUCAAGAUGGAAAACUCAAAGAGGAAUGUUAUGCACAGCUUCAAAGCGCAUCAGCAGCACCAUGUCCAGCUCACAAUGGCCUUGAAGACUCUAAGGUUGUCCUAAAGUCGAUAACCAAUGGAAAACACACAUUCAGCCCUAACGGAAAUCUCAAAUUCUCCACUGCAUUGUGCACUUCUGCAUUCUUGUUGCCAUCACCUUUGCCCAAAAUUCAUCCAUGGAAGAAACACUUCCAUAAGGUUUACCAUCCACCAUUGAAAAACGUCGGACACCCACCUCUUCCUCCACUUCCACCAGUUUACACAAAACCACUUCCUCCCCCAAUUCCCAUUUACAAAAAGCCACUUCCUGCGCCCGUCCCCAUUUACAAGCCGAAGACACUUCCUCCUCCCGUCCCCGUCUACAAGCCGAAGCCACUUCCUCCUCCUGUCCCCAUUUACAAGCCGAAGCCAAAGCCUCCAGUAAAGCCACUUCCACCACCAAUUCCAAUCUACAAACCAAAGCCAAAGCCACCACUCUGCAAACCCCCACAUCCACCAAAGCCACCACUCUGCAAGCCCCCACAUCCACCAAAGCCACCACUCUGCAAACCAAAGCCAAAGCCAAAGCCACCAGUUUACAAACCUCCGGUUGUAAAGCCACUUCCACCACCAGUUCCAAUCUACAAACCAAAGCCAAAGCAACCAGUUUACAAAUCUCCGGUGGUAAAACCGCUUCCACCACCAGUUCCAAUUUACAAACCAAAGCCACCAGUUUACAAACCUCCAGUGGUAAAGCCGCUUCCACCACCAGCUUCCAUCUACAAACCAAACCCAAAGCCACCAGUUUACAAACCUCCGAUAGUAAAGCCGCUUCCACCACCAGUUCCAAACUACAAGCCAAAGCCACUACCAAUUCCAAUUUAUAAACCACUCCCACCAUUCUACAAGAAACCCUAUCCUCCACCCCCUAAGCUUCCUCCAUUCCACCAUCCUAAAUUCGGCUCCCUCCCUCCUUUCAUUCCUCAACCAUAG
Molecule: messenger RNA, 1290 nt
Organism: Fraxinus pennsylvanica
Lineage: Eukaryota; Viridiplantae; Streptophyta; Magnoliopsida; Lamiales; Oleaceae
Source: the annotation of a GenBank genome assembly